UUCAUCGUUCACGAUCGUCCUCUUUUAUUACUAUCUAGACCAGUCGUACUCUUGGGUUGCGACGGAACCUCGGGAACUGGGCCAAGCAAGCUACCAGAGUUACCCGGCACCCCCAUGGGCCAUAGACCCACAUCGACUCCACCCAUGACGGCGGAUCCUCCCUUCCCCACACCUGCGCAACGCGCGCCUCGAGGUCCCAGGACGCGAUUUAGACAGCCUCGACGCGGGACAGAGCUUGUUGAGCACACGCCUACAGCUCAAAUCAAGACAUACGACUAUGCCCUUCGAGUGAAAUUUGCCGGCGACAAAGGCUAUUCAUCUUUGACUCACUGCGCAUUCAGACUGGAGGCACGCGACUGCGCUAGAAAAACCAGGCCACCAUGGCCCCUCCCUCCACCAAGAUCCUCGAGCGGGACCUCAAGACGGUUGUUCGCGAGCUCUGGAAAGCCGGCGGCGAUAACUUGACGGUCAAUGGCGUGCGCAAGCGCGUGGAAGAGAUGCACGAUCUGGACGAGGGCUUCUUCAACGGCCCGGACUGGAAGGACAGGAGUAAGACAAUCAUAAAGGGUCUUGUUGACAAACUCGAUAACGGCGAAGAUUCCGGCGCCGAGGAAGAAGGAAGGCCCGCCGCCAGCCUCCCAGCACGAGCGAAGCCGAAAGCCUCAAACGGUAUCAAACGCAGCUCACCUAUAGAGGAUCGACCGGCAGCCAAGCGACAGAAGAAGGCGCCCACCGCGAAGCCUGCGAAGAAGAGGAAGCCCGCAAAAAAGGCUGCAUCCGAAUCAGAACUAAGCGAAGAAGAAGAGUCGGAGCCCGAGUCAGAUCUGUCGGAAAUGUCUGAAGACGAGGAGCCGAAACCUCGGAAGAGAGGUGGCAAGAGGACAGCGGCUAGCGAUUCCGAGUCGGAGUUAAGUGACCUCGGCUCGUCGGAAGAGGACGAGAAACCCAAGCGCAAGACGGCCAAGCCGAAAACAAGCGCAAAACCCAAACCGAAGCGCAAAGCUAUCGAGAGCGAAUCCGAAGUCGACGAUAACGAGAAGAGCGUAGACGAAGGCGAUACGAAGAAGGAAAAGGACGACGUGUCUAGCCCGAAAACAAAAGAAGCGGCGCAGCCAGAACCUGAAUCCAAGACAGGCGAUAUCAUCGACUCAGACUCAGAGUUAUCCUCGGUAAUAGACGAUCCGCCGCUGAAGAAACGUGGGAAGGCUGCAGCACCCAAAGAUAAGACUAAGGCAUCAGCCGCCAAGCCGACUAAAGAACUGUCCGCAGACGAAGAGGAGGUAAAGAAGCUACAGGGGCAACUUGUCAAAUGCGGCAUCCGGAAGAUAUGGGGGAUCGAGCUGAAGAAGUACGGCGACGAUGCCAAGGCCAAGAUUCGUCACCUUCGUGGCAUGCUGGCAGAUGCGGGGAUGACUGGCCGGUUUUCAGAGGCCCGGGCCAAGGAGAUCAAGGAGCAAAGGGAGCUCAUGGCAGAUCUCGAGGCGGUCACGGAUAUGAAUGCGCUAUGGGGUGAUUCGGCGACAGGUGGUCGUGCAUCGCGUAGCCGAGCAAACAGGAAGUCGCUGAAAGAGGCUUCCGAUGAUGAUGAUGACGAUAACGACGACGACAACGAAGCGGGUGACGAUGGCGACGAUGCUGAAGCAACCAAGGCCAACUCGCGAGUCUCCAAAAGGAUGGCGGACCUCGCAUUUCUCGGCGAUGAGAGCGAGUCCGACUAAGCAAUGCCCGCUCCACUCUAAUGUCUAUUUCAUGGCCAGCUGAUCAUUGCCUGGCGUUCAGUCUCUGCGCAAUCAAGCUGAAGAUGGCCACCGAGCUCAUGAAGAGGACGGCAUUGUAGAAUGCUUUUCUUGAGACUUCUCGUUCCUCUUCUUCUGACCUGGCCUCGAUGAACAGCCGUCUGAGGUUGGGAAAGUUGGCCAUGGCUGUGAUCGCGGAAUUCCUGCUGAUGGAGGCACGUGGACUCCUCUGCUUCAAGGAUAUGCGAUACAAUGACUUGGUCGAGUUGAGGGUGUCCGGAGCAGGCUGGCUUCUGUUUGUG
Molecule: messenger RNA, 2038 nt
Organism: Microdochium trichocladiopsis
Lineage: Eukaryota; Fungi; Ascomycota; Sordariomycetes; Xylariales; Microdochiaceae
Exons: 4
Coding region: 381-1718 (445 amino acids)
Cellular component (GO): nucleus
Source: RefSeq, a predicted model, not a curated record